UUAAUUAUUUUCCACGAAUCGCCUGUACAAAAUAAAAUUUUAUUUAAAAAAUAAGAAACAAAUAUGAAAUCACAAAGAUAUCUAUCAAAUUACAAGUGUGAAUGCUAUGGCCACACAUUUUGCAAUUGUCCCGACAAAUCGGGCCACGGCACAAUUUUCAUGGAAAACAUUUACGAUGUCGCCGAGACAUUGGCACAAAUUAUGGUCAUCUGUGGCAUACAUCAGGCCAAGGCGAAGGCGGCCAUCGAUGUGAUAAUCUACUCGUUCAUACACUAUGACGAGAUAAGGCAUCGCAUUGAUACCGUGCCACGCAAGCGACUCUGCAAGGAGGAUCUUAUACAUGAUCUGGGACGCAAGUGUCUAAUGAGUCGCAUGGAGGCGCAACUGACUUACUCUAUCAUCAAACGUGCAUUUAAGGCCUUCUAUCACGGAACCAGUGAGGGCGGUAUACGCAAUCCCAUACUGGAAGCGCAAAUGGUGCACUCUCAGGAGUGUCUCUGGGUACACGCUGCCAAGCGUACGGCACAAAUAUUUGCCAGCUAUGAAGGCCUGUUCUUCUCGGCUCAAAAGAAUUAUGAAGCUCUAAUAAAAUGUUUAUACAAGAAGCUUUACGAUCGUCUACAAUCGCGCACUAAUCCACUCAUAAUGAGUGAUUGUUUGUGUAAGGGUUGUGUACAACGGACCGUCAUGGAAUUGCCCAAGCCAUCGCGAAGUAUGUACAGCAUACACGGUCCAAUUUCUGAUGAAGAAAAUUUAAGGGUAUUACCUGUUGUAAAUGGUGCUGGUACCGAGGCGGCUGGGGCAUGUGAAAUUAACAAAAUUACCACUGAUAAAAAUUGCAAUACGGUAAAUGGAACUGUAUCGAGUACAUCACUAAGUCUGCCACGUUGUUAUAAGUGCAAUUGUCCACGUCUGAUAUGCGACUGUGACGUGAAUCAGGAAACUGGUGUUGUUAAAGAUGAUUGUGGACAGGGGCCAUAUAAAUGUCAAUGGAAACGUAUGGAUGAGAAUGAUGUAGCAUUGAAGAGACCAUGCUUGGAGUUGCCCGUAGAACACGAAUGUCCAAUCGAUUGUGAUGGCGAAAGUGUAAUAUGCGAUCCGGAGUGUGAAUGUGAUUGCGAAAGUUGUGAGUGUCAUGGCGAAGACUCUGACUCUGAUUAUGAUGAAGCUGAAACUGUGGAGGAGAAAGUUGAAGAGGAGGAUCAACUUUCCAAUGAAGCGACAAAUUCAACUAUUUGCAACAUAUCGGGUCACGGUUUUCCAGGCGAAUAUGACGAGUGUCGUGUACCCAUUGUGGGACAUGUCGUCGAAGAGGAGCCUGAUCAAUUGGCAGCAAUCGCCAGAGUUGUAGAGCAUAUACAAAAGGGUAGUGUUACGAGUGCAGAAGUAGAAGAUGAAAUGGAAAAUGAAGGUGCUGAAAUUAAUAAAAUUUUGGCCACAUUGAUUUGAAUUUGCUGUAUUUCGGUCAGGAUUUAGUUGAGCUCUUUGGAAAUUUUAACGUUUGGAAAAAAAAUUCUUUUUUGUUAUGAGAUGAGUUGUAAUAUUUAUAGUGAUACUUAAAUAAUAAAAUAAAAUUUAUUGAAACGGUAA
Molecule: messenger RNA, 1590 nt
Organism: Ceratitis capitata (Mediterranean fruit fly)
Lineage: Eukaryota; Metazoa; Arthropoda; Insecta; Diptera; Tephritidae
Exons: 2
Coding region: 64-1449 (461 amino acids)
Source: RefSeq, a predicted model, not a curated record